Molecule: messenger RNA, 420 nt
Organism: Helianthus annuus (common sunflower)
Lineage: Eukaryota; Viridiplantae; Streptophyta; Magnoliopsida; Asterales; Asteraceae
Exons: 1
Coding region: 1-420 (139 amino acids)
Source: RefSeq, a predicted model, not a curated record
AUGGAAAUGAAUAAGAUUGCUACCGGUGAAGCUUUAAGGAAAAGGAACAUCUCGGUUGAAGACGCCACAUGCCCGUUAUGCGAAUCGGAUGAGGAAACUUCGGAACAUUUGUUUAUUUCCUGUUAUGUCGCUUCUAAUAUUUGGAAUGGAGUGUCUUCGUGGUGCAAAAUUCCUAACAUCUUUGCUUUUUCCCUCUCGGAUCUUCUCAGAAUUCAUGCGGAUUUAAGGGUGUCGGAGAAAAAGGAGGCUAUCCAAGGUAUCAUCAUGAUCGUGUGUUGGAGCAUAUGGCGUGCCAGAAAUAACCUUAAGUUUUCUAACAUUCCGGUUAAGAUUGAGAACAUUGUAUGCGAGGUCAAGGCUUUAGAUUUUUUAUGGUUUUCCAAUAGAUCUAGAUUCAAAGGGUGUACAUGGGGGGAUUGA